AUAAAGUCCACUACACGUCUGCCGUGUUGUGAGAUCUCUUCAUUCAAAACCAGUCAGGACCUCGAAGAGAAGGGAAGCGCCUUUUUUCCGUUGAAAAGAGUAAGAGGUCUCAACAUGAUGACGGAAAGUAUCAAGUCGUUUCGUAUCGAUGACCUCCUGGCGUCGGACCGGCGCAAGCUGCAGCGCUCCUCGGGGCUAGGCGUGUGGAGCCCCCGCCAGCGAAGCCCUACCGCCUCGGAGCCAAGUCCACGGGGCCAGCCCGACACGCCGCCCGUCUCACCCCUAGCGGAAGAGAGUCCCAAGAUGUCCCCGCCGUCUAGUUUUGUCCCGAGACCGGGACUACUUCACCUGCACCCGUCCGCCGGUCUCCCCCUGCACCCGCACCCGGCGUACGGUCAGCACCACUUCCCGUUGACUGCUAACGGGACGCACCACUUCGGGUUCUCGGGCUUCCACCCGCAUCACCCCGACCAUCUCAAGACGGCCAUGCCCUUCGAGUGGGUCCGAGCAGCGGGAAUGAUCAUGCCAAGAAUGGAUUAUGGAGUGCACCCGUCCCAGGCCAGCCCCCUGUGUAAGACCCGGCGGCCCCGCACGGCCUUCACCAGCCAGCAGCUUCUGGAGCUGGAGAAGUACUUCAAGGAGAACAAGUACCUGUCCCGGCCCAAACGGUUCGAGGUGGCCACAGCGCUCAUGCUCACAGAAACACAGGUCAAGAUCUGGUUCCAGAAUCGCAGAAUGAAGUGGAAGAGAAGCAAGAAGGCCAAAGAUGAAGUGACGCAAGACAAAUCUACAAACGGGAGCGCCAAGGUCACCGAUUCCUCCAAAAUGGACGACCCCAAAGACACUUACAACAUGGCGGACCUUAGUGACCCGGAUGAAGACUGCAGCGAGCAUGCGCUGGAGGAGAUUGACGUCACGGACAGUAUUGACGGUUCAUCAGACAACGAAGAAUCCAGGCCAGUGCAGAUAUCCUUACAGACAAAAUCUGACGUCACAACAAGAUGAUUCCAUUAAUUACAUGUCGUAUCUUCUCUAGAAUCCAAUGUCUCCUGUAGCUAUUCUAAUCUAUAGAAUACAAUGUAUAGCCUUUCAAUAGUAAAUUUGUCGAUGUUCUCCGUUGUAAGAGAUGUGUACAGACUUGUAAUAUAUAUUUCUUUGUGGUUUCCAGAGGAAAAUGAUAAGCGCACACACAAUGAAAUGAUUAAAGCCACGUAAGCGUUCCCAUCGAAUGAUUUUCUCCACGACUUUCAAUAAUGUAAGGCAACACUGUGGAAUGAUUUACCAAGAAGUAUCGGUGAAUACAAAAUCAGCACAGUCUUUUUUUUUUGCUUUAGUCUGAUUCUAGCAACCGUUGAAAGUACUCUUCAAGUAGAGGUUAGGCUCCGGUUGGAUUCUUGACGUCUUUUGGCGUUUUCGUUGGGAAAAACUCACAAAAUAGCAGCAAGAACGCUUAAAAUAUGCCAUAAACCAAUCGGGGCUUAGCCUCUGUUUUGGGACUACGUUGGAAGCAGACUAGAGUGAACAGGACUGGACUCGAUGUUGAAAUUUUAUUGCACAUAUGUUAUAGGUAUUCUCAGGUGCUUCUCUGUCUCUUUGCGUUUGUGAUCGCAUCUGUUCCUACCGACCGUAUAAAAGAAGGGCCCAUUGUGUGCAGUGCAGAUAAGAGUAUAUACCGAUGGUAUUUCAAGUGUAUUUAUUGUUUGCAUAUAUGUGUGUGAUAGACACUAACGUGAUACGAUGCCAGGUGCACCACAAUAAAAUCAAUAUCUCAUAAGCUCAAUGCAAA
Messenger RNA from Branchiostoma floridae (Florida lancelet), 1786 nucleotides. RefSeq names its product motor neuron and pancreas homeobox protein 1-like. Gene Ontology annotation, molecular function: DNA binding; DNA-binding transcription factor activity, RNA polymerase II-specific. Gene Ontology annotation, biological process: regulation of DNA-templated transcription. The transcript is spliced from 3 exons. The record is from RefSeq and is a predicted model, not a curated record. The coding region runs from base 115 to 1005 and encodes 296 amino acids. Lineage: Eukaryota; Metazoa; Chordata; Leptocardii; Amphioxiformes; Branchiostomatidae.